GAUGAAACUGAAGAAUGUUUUUCACUACUAAAACCAAAUAAAGUCUGAAUAAGUGCGAGAAGAUCAUUUAUAAAUGAUAGAUCUUGUGAAAAGUGUGUGUGUUUGACACACUAGGAGUGUCAAGCUUUAUCGAGAGGGGAUUCACACACCACACAAAGAGACUGAGAGUCUAGAUUCAACUGAACAACUGAAGAAAAUGGUUCGCUCUUUUGUUUUGUUCUCUUUGUGCUGGUGGACUUUGACUGGUGUGUUUGGUGAUUCAGUGUCAGUGACUGAAGGAGAUUCUGUUACUCUACACACUGAUGUUACUAAAAUACAUGAAAACGAUGACAUACUGUGGAAAUUUGGAGCUAACAACACUGUGAUCGCUCAAAUCAAGAGAGGGAAACAAAUAUUCCCUGAUGAGAGAUUCAGAGACAGACUGAAGCUGGACAGUGAAACUGGAUCUCUGACCAUCACAGACAUCACAACUCAACACACUGGACUCUAUGAAGUAAAGAUUAGUGGAGUGAAACGAACAACAAAAUCAUUCAGUGUUUCUGUCUAUGCUCGUCUGCCCACACCAAACAUUACCAGAGACUCAUCAUCAUCAUCAUCAUAUUGUUCAUUGUUGUGUUCAGUGGUGAAUGUGGGUCAUGUGACUCUCUCCUGGUACAAAGGAAACAGUUUAUUGUCCAGCAUCAGUGUGUCUGAUCUCAGCAUCAGUCUCUCUCUACCUCUGGAGGUGGAAUAUCAGGAGAAUAUCAGCUACAGCUGUGUGAUCAACAAUCCCAUCACAAACCAGACCACACAUCUGGACAUCAGCAAACUCUGUCAUAUUCACUCAGAUCAGAUCCUACUCUUGUUUUGCAUUUUCCUGAUUUGUGUUGCUGGAUCUCUGUUGAUUGUCGCUGCAGUUGUGAUGCGCUGCAGGAAAAGUAGAAAAACAGUCUACAUCCAAGAGGAAGACAGAAUGAAUGCAGCAUUUCGUAAACCAACAAGAGAAAAGAAAUCAAAGAUGAAUGCGGAAUAUGGAAAUGUCCCCAAAACACGAUGAUCAGUAGCUGUAAAAAAAAAAGAAAGAAAGAAAGAAAGAAAAUGAAAUGAAACAUUGGUCUUAUGACUUUCAUAAAAAUAAAAAUAAAAAUUGUGAUAAAUUUUUUUUUUACAUUUCAUUAAAGAAAUUGUAAUUCAGUGUUGUAUAGAAGAUAUUGAGGACUCUUUACUGAUAAAAGCCAGCAAUGUUUUUUUUUAUAAAGCUUGAAUUGAGGAACUGAUUAAAACAUAUGCAUGUGGCUGGAUAUGGAGAGUAAAUCUUGAAAUAAAAUGCUAUUUAAUGUU
This is a messenger RNA of Carassius gibelio (silver crucian carp), 1320 nucleotides long. Its product is annotated as SLAM family member 9. Bases 197 to 1036 code for a protein of 279 amino acids. Lineage: Eukaryota; Metazoa; Chordata; Actinopteri; Cypriniformes; Cyprinidae. The transcript is spliced from 6 exons. The record is from RefSeq and is a predicted model, not a curated record.